CACCACCCGCAAGACCCAACAGACGGAAACAAAGCUCUCCACCACCGACCAGGAAGUGGCAAGCGGAAGUUGCACGUGGUUUUCAGGGCGCCACGUGGGCGGAGGCUGGAUUCGGAAGGCUCCCCCCCCCCCCGUGCCAGCCCUGCCCUCGCUUGGCCGCCCUUCCCCGGGGAAGCGGCAUGGAGGAGGAGGAGGAGGAGGCGGCGGCUCCGCGAAGGCGGCAGCUGCCAGACUCCAACGCCCGGUACCGGGACAGGAGCUUCUGGAACUCGCGGUACCAGGACGAAGGGGUGGCUCCAGUCGAAUGGUUCGGGGGCUUGGAGCGAUUCCGGGAGCAGCUGGAGGCGGAGCUGAGCCCGGGUGAUCGGAUCCUGGUGCUGGGCUGCGGGAACAGUGCUCUGAGCUACAACCUCUUCCAGCUGGGCUAUACAGACAUCACCAGCAUUGACUACUCACCCAUAUGCAUUGCAAGCGUGCAAGACCGCUAUGCCCAUUGCCCAGGCCUGCACUGGGCAGUGAUGGACGCCCGGGCCUUGACCUUUGUGGAUGGGAGCUUUGAUGUGGUGUUGGAGAAGGGCACUCUGGAUUCCAUGAUGGUGGAAGAAACAGACCCAUGGAAUGUCUCCUCUGAGUCUAGGAUGCUUCUGGAUCAAGUGUUAACUGAGGUGAGCAGAGUCUUACGCCCUGGUGGCCGGUUCAUCUCCAUCACCUUUGCUCAGCCGCACUUCCGCAAGCGCCACUACGCCCAGCCAGCCUACGGAUGGUCCGUCCGGCACACCACGUACGGGAGCGGAUUCCACUACUUCAUCUACGUCAUGCGGAAAGGCGAGGAGCUGUCCCCUUCCGACUUGGCACUGGGGCAGAGCCUGCACCUGCCUCCCCAGACUCCGCCCCCUGUACGCUACCUCCAGGACCCAGACAGUGAGAAUUUUCUCUCUGCCAUUGACCUGUGAGCGGCUGGCAAGGAAUGGGGUGGGGUGGAGAGAGGGGGCACAUAAAACUGCUCUCGUGACCACCUGCCAAUCUGCCUGCUGCUGCUGCUGCUGAACUGCCAGAGUCAACAUUUUCUCCCAAGUCAUUUUGGGCAAUUUCCUGCAUACAGUAUUCAUUUUUUGAAUUAAGAAAGAAAGAAGGAA
Molecule: messenger RNA, 1136 nt
Organism: Podarcis raffonei (Aeolian wall lizard)
Lineage: Eukaryota; Metazoa; Chordata; Lepidosauria; Squamata; Lacertidae
Gene: EEF1AKMT4
Product: EEF1A lysine methyltransferase 4
Exons: 3
Coding region: 180-953 (257 amino acids)
Molecular function (GO): S-adenosylmethionine-dependent methyltransferase activity
Source: RefSeq, a predicted model, not a curated record